UCCCAUUCAUCCGAUCGAAACAGUGAACCGGGGCAGUGGGUGGGUGGUUGGUUCGGGUCUGGUUGACUUGUAUCCGACUCGCUCGACUACCCGCAGUUCUGAAACUGAAAUUUGGGGAGCAUUGACUGCACCUAUGCGUCAUAGUAGUAAUGGACGGCCUUUCUCCAUUCUGCGGAAGGCGAAUGCAAUACAUCAUAUACUAAACGCCAAAAAGAAAAAAAGACAAUUUCUCUACGCUCUACUAAAAUUGCGUUUCAGCGGCUCAACCACCCCAUUGAUCGCUUCGUAUCGCAUCCUUUUUCACCACAGUCUGACUCCCUCUCUUUGUGCCAGGUUCUGUUUUGCGCAUUUUGACGAUUAAUAGCCUCUUUGAAGGAGAUUAAGCGAUUGAAAUUGCAAUUCUGAACCAUUUUCUGGUUUCGAUUCCAGUAGCUAAAGAUGGGAAAGAAGCGUGUCAUGGUGCCGGCCCAGGAGGUUGACUUAUCCAUCGUGAAGUACGAACCCGAAGCUAUCCAAGCGCCCCAUUUGACGGGGUUCCUAUUCAAGUUUUUUGUGAGCAUAAUUGAAGCGCCGGUGAUAGGCUCCCUACUCAUAUCUUACUUGAAGAAGAAGAAUAAAUUUAUCGAGAUGUUGCGGAAUACGGAGAUACCAGAGGCUCCCAUGUUUAAACCUGAGUUUCCUCCUCAAGAACCAGAACAUGGCGUUGUCACCCUUCAUGAGGACGGGAAACCAGAAGACCGAGUUGAAUCGGCUUUGAAGUGUCUUCCAGAUUACGAUCUUCCUGGCAGCUGGAAUGGGAAUCAAGAUCCACCAUUCAAGUACUGGAAGAUCCGUGAUUAUGCUUAUGCUUAUCGGUCUGGGCUUGCGACCCCAUCUAUAGUGGCAGAGCGCAUCAUCCCAAUUAUCGAGGACUUCAGCAGUAAGAAGCCCCCGCAACCUUUGUUGAUUUCCUUUGAUGCUGAGGAAGUCAGGAAGCAAGCUGCAGCGUCUACAAAAAGGUUUGAGGAAGGAAAGCCGUUAUCUAUAUUGGAUGGGAUUUUCAUGGCAAUCAAGGAUGAUAUAGAUUGCCUUCCUCAUCCAUCUAAGAGCGGUAGUACAUGGAUGCAUCAGGUUCGCUCUGUCAAAAAGGAUGCAGUUUGUGUUUCAAGACUGCGUAGCUGUGGUGUGAUUCUUUUAGGGAAAGCAAAUAUGCAUGAGUUUGGCAUGGGUACGACUGGAAAUAACCCUAAUUUUGGAACAGCAAGGAAUCCUCAUGCACCUGAAAGGUAUACUGGUGGAUCUUCCUCAGGUCCUGCAGCAAUUGUAGCUUCUGGACUAUCCUCUGCUGCACUUGGAACAGAUGGCGGAGGUUCAGUCCGUAUUCCUUCAUCCCUCUGUGGUGUAGUUGGCUUCAAGACAACGUAUGGACGGACGGAUAUGGAAGGAUCAUUAUGUGAUGCUGGGACCGUGGAGAUUAUUGGACCAAUUGCAUCAACAGUGGAGGAUGUCAUGCUAGUGUAUGCAGCAAUCUUGGGAUCCUCUCUUGCAAAUAGAAACAGUUUACAACCGUCCGCACCUUGUUUGCCAAUACUGUCAGCACGCGACAGUUUAAAUGCUUUGGAAUCAUUGCGAAUUGGAAAGUAUACAACGUGGUUCAAUGAUGUAAACUCGACUGAUAUUUCUGAUCAGUGUGAAGAUAUUCUAGGUUUGCUGUGCAAAGCUCAUGGUUGUAGAAUGGUGGAAAUUGUUAUACCCGAGCUCCAGGAGAUGCGCAAUGCUCAUCUUGUUUCAAUUGGAUCUGAAAUGCUGUGUUCCGUGAAUCCUGAUUGUGAGGAUGGGAAAGCUGCGAGAAUGACAUACGAUACUCGUACUAGUUUGGCCCUUUUUCGAUCAUUUACUGCAUCAGACUAUGUUGCUGCCCAGUGUCUCAGUUUUUUGCAUAUACACUUCAGGCGAAGGAUUAUGUACCAUCACAUGGCAAUAUUCAAGAACGUUGAUGUCAUAGUGACCCCAACAACAGGCAUGACAGCUCCCGUGAUACCUCCUAGUGCACUUCAACAUGGGGAGACAGACAUGCAGGUUACAGGUGAUCUUAUGCGGUUUGUCAUUGCAGCUAAUCUUCUUGGACUUCCUGCCAUUUCUGUGCCUGUCGGUUUUGAUAAACAAGGACUUCCAAUAGGUUUGCAACUAAUAGGCCGUCCAUGGGGUGAAGCUUCUCUUUUGCGUGUGGCUUCUGCUAUAGAGGAACUGUGUGUAAAGUCCAAGAAGAGGCCUGUGUCUUUUUAUGACGUUCUGAAGACUAACUAAAGUGCUGCCUCUUGCUGUGCUCGUGAUAGCCAUUUGUUAAAACGCAAUAUGUCAGGAUUCUAUGCUAAUUGGCCCACGUCCAACAUCAGUUUCCUUGUUGAAAUUGAUCCGUUGUGACAAUAAAUAUCCAUCUUCUAUUGGAUAAGUUGUAGACGUUUUCAUCAACUUCCUCGAGGUUUGUAUGUAAUUGGCUUCAGCACGAGACCCGGUACCCUGUAGUUGUUAAGAAAACAGUUAAGAGACUGAAUUGCGUUGAGAAUCA
Molecule: messenger RNA, 2548 nt
Organism: Juglans regia (Persian walnut)
Lineage: Eukaryota; Viridiplantae; Streptophyta; Magnoliopsida; Fagales; Juglandaceae
Product: fatty acid amide hydrolase
Exons: 20
Coding region: 439-2286 (615 amino acids)
Biological process (GO): N-acylethanolamine metabolic process
Cellular component (GO): membrane
Molecular function (GO): N-(long-chain-acyl)ethanolamine deacylase activity
Source: RefSeq, a predicted model, not a curated record